This is a messenger RNA of Cherax quadricarinatus, 715 nucleotides long. RefSeq lists its product as uncharacterized. NCBI's taxonomy places the organism in Eukaryota, Metazoa, Arthropoda, Malacostraca, Decapoda, Parastacidae. The record is from RefSeq and is a predicted model, not a curated record.
AAUUCGUUACUUUCUUAGUAAGUGUGGGAGGUAAUGAGGUAACCCGCAACUCUUACUGCUUCAUUCUGCUGAUCUUCUCUCCAACAAUAACAUCACCUAGACACAGCUAAGAUGGCUGCCCUCUUGCUUCUAGUCUUCGGAUACAUGACCCUGAUUCGGGGCCAAGCAGUUCCUACCUACGAUCCUCAUUUCCCCCUCCCACUUCCCGUACAACGUACCUCUACUGUGACUGAAGAGACUACUGUAACUCAUACACUGAGGGAAACCACCACUUCAGACGUGUGGGUAACUGAUCAAACAGUUGUCACAUUCACUGUCACACAAGCAUCCACUGUAUGGGACUUCUUGCCUCAAGAGCCACGAACAGUAACCUCUGUCAUGAGGAUCACUUCCACACCGGUAGUGGUAGUGACCGCUACAGCAGUAACUAACCCAGUGAGAACAAUGGUGUCGGUCUUCAGUCAGUUCGUCACGGUUACAGACACUGUGAAAUACUUGCAAACAAUAACUCACGUUGCACUCUCGCACGAGAUUCAGACUGUUCCUGUCGUCAGUACACAAGAACUCCUACAAGAGAUAAUAACUACCGUUACGCAGAUUGUAACUACCACAGUUACUUCGACAACUGCUCGCUUCUAUAAUUAAAAUCUUGUUUGACCUGAUGGAUGAAUGCUUAAAUCACUCGCAAUUACUGUAAUUAAAUUAUUCAAAAUUC